Molecule: messenger RNA, 1446 nt
Organism: Batrachochytrium dendrobatidis JAM81
Lineage: Eukaryota; Fungi; Chytridiomycota; Chytridiomycetes; Rhizophydiales
Exons: 9
Coding region: 1-1446 (481 amino acids)
Biological process (GO): GPI anchor biosynthetic process
Cellular component (GO): endoplasmic reticulum
Source: RefSeq, a predicted model, not a curated record
AUGUCCAAAAACUAUCCCAUGUUUAUACGAAAAUUAUCACCCGGAUGGAUCUUUCAUCGCAAAGUGGAUAAUAGCGAUGCUCAAUUCAGAUCGUUUCGUAAUAAUAUUCCUGCACUUUCAUUGGUUCUUGUAGUUCAUCAGGCCAUGUCGGUUUUUUUGGGUGUGAGAUUCAAUUCUGGUCCCAAUGCAGGCCAUCGUCGAAUGCAUUUUACUCUGUGGUUUUCUGUUGUGUUUUUGACUAUUUUGUUGGGUGUCGAGAUGAUCAAGCUCGUAGCAGUGUGUCUAAUUCAAUACGUGGUUGUAAAGCAAUUCGGAGCAACGUGGAUUUCUCCAGUAUUUUCAUGGUGUAUGGGUCUAAUGAUCUUAUUUGGUGGAGCUGUUGUAGACUUCAAGUUCGAGUAUGUGUUUUCAUGGCUUAGUUGGAUGGAUAAACUAAAAGGAUUAGGCAUGUCUCCAGCAUAUAAUUUCACCAUGCUACGCAUGAUUUCGUUUACCACAGACUAUUAUUGGCAAAGAUUAGAGUCGGUCAAGCAGUUUGAGAAACACAAGAUAGAUUGCAUGACUUGUUUUAAUGGCGAAAGCACAUCUGCAUUUCGGUGUUCAAAGGGCAGAAUUUAUGCUUCACACCACGUAUCCGAGUACUCCUUGAUCAACUAUAUGACAUAUUUAUUGUACGCGCCGUUGUUCCUUGCAGGUCCGAUUAUUUGCUUCAAUGACUUUGUUGCGCAGAUUCACAGUCCUCCAAAAGAAGUUACAUUGAAACGAAUAGGUGUUGCGGCACUUCGAUGGGCGGGAAUAGUGCUGCUUAUGGAACUAUUUAUACAUUACAUGUAUGUUGUGGCUAUUAAAGACACAGAGGCUUGGACAGGGUUUACGUCUGUUGAAAUCUAUGCUUUAGGAUACUGGAAUCUCAAUCAUAUCUGGCUCAAGCUUACGAUUAUUUGGCGGUUCUUUGGUCUAUGGGCGUUGGCAGAUGGUGUAGAAACCGUAGAUAAUAUGGCUCGAUGCAUGAGCAAUCAGUAUUCUGGUAUCCAGUUUUGGCGUGCUUGGCAUAGAUCCUACAACCGAUGGGUUGUCAGGUAUUUAUACAUUCCACUUGGUGGAAAUAAGCGUUAUCUACUUAACCUGAUUGCGACGUUUACGUUUGUAGCCAUAUGGCAUGAUGUCAAACUCAAGCUUUUGGCAUGGGGAUGGCUCAUUGCAUUGUUUAUUCUUCCCGAAAUGAUUUUAACACGGUUACUUUGCAACGCCAAGUGGAGAGCCAUUCUUGGAUCAAUGCAUCUUCAAAUGUGUGCUGUAGGUGGAGUAUGCAACAUCUUGACAAUGAUGCUCGCAAACCUUGUUGGGUUUGCUGUAGGACUAAAAGGCAUGCAAGAGUUCAUGUACCAGAUUAUGCACGGAAAAGCGUUUUGGUGGGAGGCAAGACAGAAGCAGCGUGUAGAGUGA